Anas platyrhynchos (mallard) is the source of this 8471-nucleotide messenger RNA. It is a transcript of the gene GGPS1, whose product is annotated as geranylgeranyl diphosphate synthase 1. The record is from RefSeq and is a predicted model, not a curated record. Lineage: Eukaryota; Metazoa; Chordata; Aves; Anseriformes; Anatidae. Gene Ontology annotation, molecular function: prenyltransferase activity. Gene Ontology annotation, biological process: isoprenoid biosynthetic process.
CGGUGGCGCAUUUUCCCCCAAGAGGCGAAGGUGGCGCCCGGCGGGGCGGAAGGGGGCGGUGCUGCCUCCCCCCCCCCCCUUCCCUCCCCUCCAUCCCGCCGGGCGGGGCGGGGCUGCGCGGGUUGGCGGCGGCCUGAGUGUUCACAACCCUUUCUUUAAGAGUGAAUUACCUCUUAUCAAAUAAAGACAUGGAUGGGAACGAUGAAACAUCUAAAAGAAUCCUAGAGCCAUACCAGUAUUUACUUCAACUACCAGGUAAGCAAGUGAGAACCAAACUGUCGCAGGCCUUUAAUCACUGGCUGAAUGUUCCAGAAGAUAAGAUACAGGUUAUCAUUGAAGUGACGGAGAUGUUGCACAAUGCAAGCCUGCUUGUGGAUGAUAUUGAAGAUAACUCAAAGCUACGGCGGGGCUUUCCAGUGGCUCACAGUAUCUAUGGAAUUCCAUCAGUAAUCAACUGUGCUAAUUAUGUGUAUUUCCUUGGCUUAGAGAAGGUUUUAACCCUUGAUCACCCAGAUGCUGUUAAAGUUUUUACCCGUCAGCUGCUGGAACUCCAUAAAGGUCAAGGCCUGGAUAUUUACUGGAGGGAUACUUACACCUGUCCUACAGAAGCUGAAUACAAAGCUAUGGUGCUACAAAAGACAGGUGGUCUCUUUGGAUUGGCUGUAGGCCUCAUGCAGCUCUUCUCAAAUUAUAAAGAAGACUUAAAACCACUUCUUAACACACUCGGUCUCUUCUUCCAGAUAAGAGAUGACUAUGCCAACUUGCACUCCAAAGAAUAUAGUGAAAACAAGAGUUUUUGUGAAGACUUAACUGAGGGCAAGUUCUCAUUCCCAACCAUUCAUGCCAUUUGGUCAAAACCUGAAAGUACUCAGGUGCAAAACAUUUUACGCCAAAGGACAGAAAACAUAGAUAUAAAAAAAUACUGUGUGCAUUACCUUGAAAAUGUGGGUUCAUUUGAGUACACUCGAAAUACGUUAAAGGAGCUUGAAUCUGAAGCCUAUAAACAAAUUGAAUCACUAGGGGGAAACCCUGAGCUUGUAGCACUAGUUGAACAGCUGAGCAAAAUGUUCAAAGAAACUGAAAAUUAAUAAAUUUAUCUCUUGGGGGUGAAUGGAAGCUUUGUAAAAUGGGAAAAUAACUAGAUUAUCUGAAAGGUGCGAUAAUCAGUCUCACUUAAAACUACUUGUGUUGCCACAUUACAGAAAUUACUGUUGAAACCAAUUUGGCCUCUGAGUAUUGUGAUAUAUCCUAUCAUCUAUAUGGUCUUACUUGUAACUGCUUGCAGAUGGCUUUGUUAAAGCAUAUGUACUACAGCUGAAACAAGCCAUGAAUCUGUGUGAUCUUUACACAAUCAUUGGUGUUACUUCAGCCCUGGAACUCUCAUAGGGUAUGGUGCAUAUUCAACCAGGCUACUGUAGGUUUCUGCCUGAAGUUCCAUAUUAAAUUAAAUCUGAUUAACCUGAGUGGCUUGUGUGUUUUUAAGCAAUGCUCUAGUAAACCAAAAUUUGCAAUGUUAAAUAACAAAAGAUACUUGCAACCAGAAUGCAUGUACAAGUGUUGCAUUGUAAAUGUAAGCUACAAUUGUGAAGAUCAGAUGGAUCUUCAUUUAAUCCUAAUGUGAACAUCCUGUACAGUGUCUGAGGAUACUUCCAGGGGAAUACAAAUUGUGGAAAAUGUUUUUUUAUCCAAGUGAGACUAAUGUUUAGACUGAACUGUUAGCUUUAUAGAGACUUCUGCUUAACUUAGGGAGAAUGUUCUGUCACAUCAGAAAAGCAUGAAUUUGCCACUGGUUCCAGCUCUGCUGUGAAUAGCUUUGAUUGCCUGGCUUUAGGUUUUUAAGCUGUCAAAUAUUUUGUAGCCUGGGACUUAAAUCUAUGCAUUAGAUCUCAAGCAUGUAGCUGCAAAUAGCAACAUAGUAAGGUGCUAUUAGGAAUGGUAUGAGAUUUCACAGCAGGUAACUUUAAGACACUGAUUGGUGCAGGUCUCUGUGAUCUCUGCUUUUAAUUGAGGGGGGUUCUCCAGGAGUUAAUUCAUAAUUCAUACCACAUCUAUGUUCUGAUUUUGUAUCAGGAGGCAUGUUAUAGGACUCUCUGUAGGGACAAAUUCUGUAACUUUUGGCUAAGACAAAGUAUGGUAUUCUGUUUUAUAAGAUGUAAUAAUCAGUUUUGUAAAUUGCUUAAAUGUUGGUUUUGAGAUGAUGUACACAGGCUUGCAUGCAUUGAACUGAGAACUAGGUUAGAGGGAUGGCCUGGUAAGUGACAAAAAUCUCUGCUCGUGUGUGUGCACGCAUACGGAAAUGUUUGUUUCUUGGCUGGGCUGGCUUUAACCAUAACCAGGUUCAGUUUCUUUAGUCUUCACAGCCAUAUGUGGUUUUGCUCUGAUGUAGGUUCGGAUCAGAGGUGGGACUGAUGCUAUCAGCAGUGUCUUCAAGCUGAUAACACACUCUCAGAAGAAAUGGCCAGAGGUACUUGGCUUCUAACAGCUGAAGAGUAGUUCUGUGUGUGUGUUCACUUACUCUACCUGGAAAACAGGGAGAGUCAUUACCUCAACCCAACUAACUGAAGAAGGCUGCUAUAACAUCUUCCUUCGGCAAGCCUUGGGAGUCUUCCAAGAGUGAUCAAGCAAGAAAAAAUUCAGGAUGACUGCUUUUAGUCAGAGACAUUACGUAGGUAUAGCUGAUAGCUUAUUCAUUUUAUCUGCGUGCUGAGGAGGGAUCUCUCUGCCUUAUGAUUAAGCACAGAAAGUAGCCUUUUCACUGAGUGGGCCUGGUUGCCAGGAUUGACUAGCUUAAAUUUGAAGGGUAUCUUUUAUUUAAUGUUAAUGACAGUGACUGUAUUUCCUUUCUUAAUUUGUAGUGCUUAGUAGUAAGCCUGUACAUUCCUAGUAUUUUAUGGAAAAAUACCAUCUGCAGCAAAGUGCAAUGCUUAUUUUGUGCCAUGUCUUAGGAGUUUCUAAGCACUGUUGCAACAGUGCUUAGUGAUGUUGAAUGAUGGAGAGAAGAAAAAACAUUGUCAGGAGAAUCUCCUAGCCUUACUGUGUAAGAUGUCUUUCUGCUGACUAGGAUAUUAUGACUAUGUACAGUGCAAAGUGCACUUAGUGCCAUUUCAUUUUGUUCAGUUGCUGGAUGUAAAUAGUUGUAUAAUCAAACUUCCUUGAUGAAGUAGGGUUUUUUUAUUUUAAAACUUUUUUUCUACCAUCUGAGAUUUCUGCUGUGUAGUCAGUUCUUUGGUUUAUUCUGGCAACUCCUCCCAGUAUUUAAUACUGUAUCUUGCCAAAACAUGCAUCCAUUAACUUAAGAGCAGGUACACUGGAAGCUUUCCAGCUCUGGGCCCUUUAAACCACAAGAUAAGAAAAGUACCCCCAAAAAGGCAGCUGGACCAACAAGAAACCAUGCAGCUCUGUCUUGCUGUUCUGCCUGGUAUUUUGAUACCAGACUUUCGAUGCCAGUAGUUACAGCAUUUUCUGACGGUGUAUCUUAACAAUACUCCACUCCUGAGCACUUUGCUCUUCGUUUUGGCUAGAAUAAAUCAAAACCUUUCAGGAUUUUUCUUAAUGUAUUCAGAAGCUGGAAAGGCCAGACUCUUUCCCUUGCAUUUCAUAAGCCAGUAAAGCAUCAUUAAGCAUAGUCUAGGCAGAUUUUAUAUUUUGGUGCCAGAAGAGAUGCUGUAUCCUCAUCUAUAUUCUCCAGCAUUGGCCCUGGUACAAGCUCCUAGUGUUCAGCCAUGUUAGGUAAAUAACUUCCUUGAAGCUGCAUGAGUUGUCUUUGGCUGCAGAAUUCAUUUAGCUGUGUCAGUGCAUUUCUCAGGGGUCGGAUGUCACAUCUGUCUUUGCCUCUUACAUGGUCAACGUUACCUGCAUCAAUUGUAAUGAACGUGGUAUCUCUUCAGGACCUCCCUGAGGAGACAAGCUUGUCUUCUGCCUUUCCCUUUGAGCUCAGGCUGCUCCAUGAACCCACUAAGAGCAACUUUGUACGCAUCAGCCAGCUGCUGACACAACCUCUCAUUUCCACACUGAGCCUCAAAGCUGAAUAUUGAAACUUUGAGUACCUCAGCGAAGUUUCUUUCUGUAAGUCUCACAUUGUUUCAGUGACUGAACUGAGAAGUUCAGCAGCCAGGGAAGCUCUCUCUGUACUCUGCUUCAAGACUGCGCUACUCUGGAGAUGCCUACAGCUAAUGUGACUCCUAGUAAAGCAACCUUGUAAUUACUGUUUGUGGGAAAGAUGCAAACUCUUACCUCUAGGUAAAUGUGUGAAGGCUACUGUGUGGACUCAUUCCUGUGAGACAGUAAAAAUACUUUGAAAUGUGUGGUCUUUGGGCAUUAUUAUUUUCCUUUCCCUCAGAAGCCAUCAAGAGUAUCGAGAGAGUUUCAUAGUUGAGUGCAGAAGGUAUGGUGUGAUGGGCAUAGUAUCUGCUCCUGUUCAUGAACAGAACGUGAAGGAGGUCUGGCAUGGUCUCUGUGAACAUUGCAGUGUUUUUUUUUUAAAUGCAACCCUAUGAAAAUCUCUUAUGCUCAUUAUAAAUACACACAGAUUAAGCAUCUCCAGUAACUUCAGUUACUAAUAAAGCUUUUUCUGAUAACCUCUGAUGCUAAUUUUUCUUCUACAUCAGUAUGUUGAGUGAAGUGCAUGUUCCACAGAAAUCAGCUGUUUUCACAUUUUGUGGUUAGUGUAAGUAGUGAUCUAGUUCAGGCUAUAGAAAUAGGACUAUUUAGGAGCACUCUUAAAUGUUAUCUUUCACAAUUCACAUCUAACCCCAACCCACUUAAUUAGCUACCCUUUUAAUACUUUUAUUUUCUUAAAUUAAGGUUUCAUGUUAGCUUAGUAUACGUAUUUUUUGGUAAGAAGCUAAGCUUCACCAUUCUACAAGAGGUCAAAGAUGCUAUAAGGAAGAUCUUAUAAAAUUGCAGCAUACCUCACAGGUCACAAAGAAAUGACCAUACAAGGUGAAAGCUAUCCCUUUUCCAUUUGAUAAACCUUUCUUCUGCACUUUCAUGCAAAUGUUCCUAAGUUCACCCUUGAAGCCCAAAUGGCAUUUUCUCUACUUAAUUGGACUUGCUGUCAGGGAGGCUCACGCAGUAGGUGUUCAAAUGAACUUCAGCAAACAUUUUCUUCUACUUGUGUUCUGCUGUGCUAGAAGUGCUAUGCUACUUCAUGAUCCUCUAGUCUUCAUGCUUUACCAAGGGCUCCUAUUCUUCACUGUUAACUCUCUGUAAAAGACAGACAAACGCUGACCCCACAACCCAUACAACCCAUCAUUCACUGCAGAACCAGUGCUUUAGAAUCUACUCUUUCCCAAAUUUUUUCUACAGCAAAGAGAUACCUUUUCUAUUUAGUUAAAACAUGUAGUUGCUGUUAUGUAUGCUCACCAGUAUUCUCCUGUAAGUCUGUUUCUCGGAAAUUCUUAUCUACAUUCCUCUGUUGCUGUAAUUAUGAUAGAAAUGCUACCUUGCACUGUGCUAUACACAAAUCUAGUUCCUUCUUCCAGCCUGGCUCUAAAAAGGACUUUAUUAAUGAGAAGUGAGGAAAAGCUUAAUCUGCAAAGCAAACAUGAGUUCAUGUAAAACAGAGUGGGAGGAAUGAGAUGGCAAGAGAAAUUAAUUAGAAAUGGUAGAGGUCGGGAUCUGAUAAAUAUCAGAUUUAAUACUUAAUAUUGUUAAGUGAGUCUGUAAUUUGAGAUGUGAUAGUUAUUACUGAUGUGAUUAGCAGCUGAUGUGUGUGCAGACAUGAGCUUUUAAAGCUAGCAGUAAAAGGCCUUACAACUGUAACCUAGCUUGUUAGACUUUGUAUUCCGUCUUUUCCAAGUUUACUUUCCCCAGUGAUUUAUCCACAGCUUUAGUUCUGCAUUUUUAUUUGCCUUCCACAAACAAAGACUUACAUUUAGGGUGUGGAAAAUAUACAUUGAUAUUUCUAAAACUGUUCAUGGCAGUGGGAAAGAAGCAGUAUUUCUUUAAGCCUUCACCUCAGUGGUUGAUUUUGCUACGUAAGAAGUACCUAAAUGCCUUUGUAUGCUGUGGAAAUUUCCUAUGUUAAUGGCUUCUUCCCCCAGUUUUUGUUGAAAUGCUAACAUUAUGGUGUAAAAGCAUGAGUUUGUGUAUAUUUUCCCACCUUUUUAUAUAAAAAUUGAUUCAAAAUCAAAUGUCUCUAGCACUGAAUUGAGCCAGGCUUUUAUUCACGUACAAGAGCUAUAUGGGCAUCUGUUGCUCCUAGUUCUGUCUUAAUCUCAUCAUGUUACGUUUCAGGUUUGAUAUUUACUAUGCUCUUUGUAUUAUUUGCUCAGUACUUGCAUUGUAAUUCUCUUCCUUCCUCAGCUAUAUUUCUGGGUUGCUACUAAUGCCAUAGCACACACGAUACCGUCAAACUCCUUUUUGGUCCUGGACAAAAUAGUCUGGUUUGCUCCUACUUUAUAUCUUGGCUCAUCCUAUGCCAUUACAAAAGUAAUCCAAGAUUUUCUGCAAUCUUGAAAUGGAAGAAACUUUUUUUUUUUCCAAGAUGCUAAAGCAUUUAACAUUUUAUGUUGCCAUUUUCCAUGUAGUUGGACCUUCUUUACCUCUCCGAAGUAUUUGCCUUUAACACUUAUUUUGCUUUUGUGGUAUCACUCAUUAUAGGCCUUUUCAUGAAAGUUUACCUUGCUAACCAGGGAGAAGAGGAUUUUUUUUUGUGUGUGUGUAUGCGUGUGUGUUUUGGUUUUGGUUUUUUGGUCUGGGUUAAUGAAUUAUUCUACUCAGCAAAAGCCUGAUGAAUGCCAAAGCUGGCAGGUGGAUGAGGCAGAAGCAGAGCCAAGGGAAGGAUUUGAGAGAAUAAGAAUACCCAUUUUAGGCUCCUGAGGCUGCCUCAUGUAAUUUCACCUUGUUUUACAGCUCUCAUUCACUUUGUUAGGGAAAGAAAAAAAAUGCAUUCAGUUUUCCUGAGCUUCCCUUUUUACUUUCCAAAUGUAAUGCAAGAGAUACUAGAGUUAUAAAUGACUUACUCUGAUUGUUAUGUAAAUAACUUGCAUAAUUACUUGCAUAUAUUAUUAUAGUACAGAUAAAACAAAGGGUACAUUGUUUCCCUAGCUUCAGGAAUAGAAAAAUUGUUAGAAAAUUACAGUAAUUGAACAAUCUGUUACAUGCUGACAUGAUUUGAUCAUUACCUCACUUUAGCAUCCUUCCUGGAUGGCUUCUAUUAGACCUCACCACUGGCAUUCACCUUUUCUACAGCAGUUUCUUUUAAAUGACUUCAGAAGGCAACGUGGUGAGGAGGUAACAAAAUAAAUCAUUGUUUUGAUGCCCACUUACUGGCUUUUAUUUUUUUUUUUUAAAUAACAGAGUAAAUCUAAGUGCAUAUGUUUUUCUUUACUAGCUACAUGUACACAUUCAUGCUUGUCACUGAGGCUAGUGGUUCAGCUGGUGUGGCUGGGAAUAAUCCAUGAUUCAUGAAUCCACUUCCAUUCAAGUGUAUGACCUGCAAAGUUUAUAAUUAGGCAUUUGCUGAGCAAUUCAGUUUACUGCAGCAUAGAGAGCCAUGGGAGAUAACUCCCAAGAAGGCUUAACAUGACACUUCCAGGGACAGUGCUACACAACCUAUGUGAGUAACUCUGAUGUGAAGAGAAAUCCUAGAUAAUUUUCUGCUCAAAAACAAUCUGUGAAAAUCCUCUUUACUCCCUUGGAAAUGUGAAUUACAUGAUAUGGUGCCAGUUAGCACAUGUAUCUCCUCUGGAUCACAGUGGAUUAUUUUCACUCUUCAUAAAGUUUCAGUUGUUAUUUCUGGACCAUAUGGUAGAAGUUGCUUAAUGAUUAAAGUAAUAAUUGAAGUCCAUUAAAAAGGGGGGUGGGGGGAAAGAAAAAUGAUAAACUCUUUUUUUAUGCUGUUUUGAAAUGCAUAUAAAAGAUGGCCUGUUGUCUUGCUGUAGUCUAGCAUAUGUUAGCCUGCAGUGAACUUCUGUUAGCUGAGGGAGGCACGACAACUCUGCAUCGACUUCAGUUACUAAGCACUCAGGCGCAUGUGGCAUCAAGGCCCUGUGAACAAAUCAAAGGGAGAAAAAUGAAAGUGCUUGCAAAGAAGAAACACAAAGUUAUUUAAAAAUAGAACUUCAGGUAAUUGUGAAGUUAAUGCACAGAGACAUAGAACUAAAGCCACGGAAAACUGUGGGAGUUAACUGAAGAACCUAUUGCUACUUACGUUCCUUUUGCGGGUGGGAUGGGACAGUGCUACACAGCCUGAUGUGAAAACACCAUUAAGUAAAACACGGUAAAAACCUUUUGAAGGAAUUGUCAUUGCUAUUCCCAGAAAUGUAAAAAGUGUGCUUUAAACCCAUUUUCUUGCAUUUCAAGUCAACCAAAGUGAAUGUUAAAGAAAUUGUGAAGAAAGAUCUUUUACUUAGGCACUUAUAAAAUGUGGAGCUUGUACGUCUAGUAAAAGGUGAAAAUGUUACAUUGGUCUGGUUGUUUUAUUUGCAUUGUCCUGUUGCUGAUCAAAUAAAACCAAGUAUGUUGGA